Messenger RNA from Saccostrea cuccullata (small rock oyster), 714 nucleotides. RefSeq lists its product as uncharacterized. The record is from RefSeq and is a predicted model, not a curated record. Lineage: Eukaryota; Metazoa; Mollusca; Bivalvia; Ostreida; Ostreidae. The transcript is spliced from 4 exons. The annotation marks the transcript as partial.
UACUGCUCAGUCUGUCAUUAUGCGCACGUUAAUCAGCUUCGUUUUAUGGUUUUUGUUAAUUCAACUAGAAUUAAAUAGAGCUGAAACUUGCAAACAUGUUAUAAAGAGUAUAGAACCAUACCAGGUAUAUGUAUGUACACAUCGCUGGCUUGGUCUUUGUGGUCAGUAUUCCUGGUUGUGGCAAUAUCGCGUGACUUACAAACUGAAAUGUUGUCCAAGAUAUGGAGGAUGGAAUUGUCAAAAACAGCAAAUGACGGCUCGAGAGGCAUUGGAAUACGUAGCUUACGUGGAAAGCCAUAACUGUACAGUUGGAACGGGAAAUUACCUCCAGCUCCAUUUCGACGCAUCAGUAUGGAGCACGUAUGCCCUUGCUGCGGUGCGAACUGCUAAUUUUCUUUCAAAACUUAUUACUUCUAACAACAACACGAUGUCUGCACUUUCUGACAAUCUCCUGUACUCUCUUGUGAGGAACAAUGUCCAUUUGAAGUCUGUGAUAUUUGGAUCCGCCAUCGCCUUUGAACCUGAUAUCUCACUUUCUUAUCCUCUCUAUUGUCCCUACGCAUACAAACAAACCAACAACUCAACAGUAACGGUCAAUGCCAUGGACCUCUCGGUCAAUUACAACUACACUGACCCCGAAACGGAAUGGUACCACGAACUCCGCCUCCUAGACUAUUCAAACAUUUCCUUAGUGACUGAUCAAGUUCAACAUAG